AUGAAGACUUACUUAGACAGGAUAAUCCUCUUGGUUCUCUUGCAGAAUUUCGUGUAUUCAAAAACCUACUAUUACAUCGGAGGUAAGUUUGAUUGACCGUGAUAUUUGUGAAGAUAACUCCCAUUAACUAUCCAUUAUAUUAAUUUGCAGACAGGCCUCAUGUUUUUGUGAAAUUCUCUGCAAACGACACGGAGCUCAAGACUGCUGAUCUCGAAAUAGAAACGUUCGAGACUUUUUUCAUAGGCUUGGAGUGUGCAAAAGUUUACAACUGCACAACGCAAAAGACUCCAGAGAGCAAGGCCUACGAUGGAAGGUAAGUUGCGCUCCUUAAUCAACUCUCCAUGCAACAGAGUAAAAACUUAUCGCUUUUUGAUGAUAAUACAGCUACAUUUUUCAGUAAAUACCCAGCAAGUCCGACUGGUAAAACUCCCGACAUAUCUUUCGGCGUAGCAACGUUGCAUACCACCGAAUACCGGGGGUACUUGGGCUCGGCCUUGAUAGAAGCGGACGACAAGGCACUUUUCAACGUUGUGGAGAGCAGCUCCAAGAAUUUCUUUAUUUCCCACAGCGGAAUCAUCGGCUUAAACGUCGAUCCAAACAAUCCAGAAUCUCAAGCAAUAAGGCUGUUCAAAAGUUUGAAAGAGAAUAAGCAGAUCAUCGUCGGAAGAGGGCCUUUCUAUCAGACCGUGGUAAGUCCGGGAGCAUUCGUGCCUAAAGGCAUCGCUGUGUCUCGAAGGAACGCCUACCGGAAGUUCGAAAAACCCCAAGUUCGACAACCAAAAGUUCGAAUGCCGCAAGUUCGAAUACUAGAAGUUCGAAAACCUCAAAUUAGAAAAACUAAAAGAUCGAAAACCGGAAGUUCGAAAUAUGAAAAUAUAAAAAAUGCAUUCGAACUUGCGGCAUUCGAACUUUUGGUUUUCGAACUUGGGGUUUUUCGAACUUGCGGUAGGCGUUCCCGACAAAGGAGACCCACCGCAAGUUCGAAUGCCUAAAGUUCGAAUGACCAAAGUUCGAACGACCUCCAGUUGUUUUGAAGAAAGCAAAAUCCACCACACAAAGCCACGAAUCCCGAGAAAGACACAGUUGGAUUGGCGCCAUGACGAAUCUUGAUCAGGUCGACAUGAAGAACAGCGCGUUCGUUGUCGGUCAACCAACCUCCAUCGUAGAGGAUGAAUGAAUGAUUGAAGAGGAAGUGUAUUUUGCAAAAUAAUUAUAUGCAAAUUAUAAUUUAAAUAUUAAUUAACUUUUUUUCAUUUUCGAACUUUAGUCAUUCGAACUUUAGGUUAUUCAAAGUUACGGUCAUUCGAACAUUAGGUAGUUCGAACUGGAGGUCGUUCAAACUUUAGUCAUUCGAACUUGCGGAUUCGAACUUGCGGUGUGUCUCCGUCUCGAAGAUUUUCUAUUUUUUUCAGCGCGACAAGCAGAUGAACAGCAAUCUGCAUGGACAUAUCGCACUUGACGAGGCCAAGCUGAGUGGAUGUGGCGACUUUACAUAUAUGCCAACUGAAGGCUCUGGAUGGCAAGUGAAGGCAAGGUAAAGAUCAUCUAUAUAUGAAGUAAAAAAACCACGAGGAACGCAAAUAUUUACUAUCAAAAUUUACCUCAAAUCUUGCCUACUUAGAGCUUAUUUUCAGCGUCAAAGUGGGCGAUAAGACCUACGCCAACCAAGUUGUUGGUUUCUCAUUUCAUGAAGCCACCCAGGCUCCAUCAAAAAUCUUCCAAGAACACUUCAACAGCGUCACAGACCCUGACAAAUUGCCCGAUUUGACCUUGAUCCAUUCGGGCCAUGAAUUCGCUGUUAAUCGCAGCAACUUUGAGAAUUACUACGGCAAUGAGAUGCUCAUUGUUCAUGCAGAUGUGAAUGAAAACGGGCAGUUCUUGCUUGGCGAGAACUUUUUAAGCAAUUGGUGCAUUGCCCUGAAAGCUGAUAAUGAUUUGAAGAAGUUUGAGAUUGGCCUGGCGCCAAUGACUCCAUUGAAAGAUGACCCGAAGUGGACUAAACUCGGCGAUAAUGGCAACGAUGGAGGCGGCAAAGGUGAUGAGGCAAGCGCUGCAGUUCUGAGCUUCCGGUUGAUUGUAGCGGCUAUUUUUGGGACUAAACUGCUUUGUUGA
Molecule: messenger RNA, 2112 nt
Organism: Bursaphelenchus xylophilus (pine wood nematode)
Lineage: Eukaryota; Metazoa; Nematoda; Chromadorea; Rhabditida; Aphelenchoididae
Source: the annotation of a GenBank genome assembly